Molecule: messenger RNA, 4414 nt
Organism: Boleophthalmus pectinirostris (great blue-spotted mudskipper)
Lineage: Eukaryota; Metazoa; Chordata; Actinopteri; Gobiiformes; Gobiidae
Product: guanine nucleotide-binding protein subunit alpha-11-like
Exons: 7
Coding region: 252-1331 (359 amino acids)
Biological process (GO): adenylate cyclase-modulating G protein-coupled receptor signaling pathway; phospholipase C-activating dopamine receptor signaling pathway; action potential
Cellular component (GO): heterotrimeric G-protein complex
Molecular function (GO): G-protein beta/gamma-subunit complex binding; guanyl nucleotide binding; GTPase activity
Source: RefSeq, a predicted model, not a curated record
AGCCGGUCGAGUCGCAGUUGUUCUCGGCUGGGAUGGGAGGGGGGCAGCUUGACAACCAGGCCCCCGUCUAGUCUCCCCUUCCCUUCCCCACAGAUGCGCCCGCUCCGCCCGACGCGCCGCUAUCUCGCUCGUUCAGACUGAAGGCGAGGACCGGGGGGGAAGCGAGCGCACGGCCCGAAGAAGACUGUGGUUCGUUCGUUCGUUUUCUGGGGGGUCCCGUGUAACACCGGGCUGAGCGAGCGGAGCGGAGGAUGACUCUGGAGUCCAUGAUGGCGUGCUGCCUGAGCGAGGAGGCGAAGGAGUCCAAACGAAUCAAUGCCGAAAUUGACAAACAGCUCCGGCGAGACAAGCGAGAUUCCAGGCGAGAGCUCAAAUUACUGCUGUUGGGCACAGGAGAGAGCGGCAAAAGCACCUUCAUAAAGCAGAUGAGGAUCAUCCAUGGAGCGGGAUACUCAGACGAGGACAAGAGGGGCUUCAUCCGCCUCGUCUACCAGAAUAUCUUCAUCUCCAUGCAGUCCAUGAUCCGAGCCACCGAGACCCUCAAGAUCCCCUUCAAGUUUGAGGAGAACCGGGCCAAUGCUGGGCUGGUGAAGGAGGUGGACAUAGAGAAGAUCAACAGCUUUGAGGAGCCUCACAUCUCGGCCAUCAGAACCCUGUGGUCUGACCCCGGGAUCCAGGAGGCCUAUGACCGGAGGAGAGAGUACCAGCUGUCCGACUCCACUAAAUAUUACCUGAACGACCUAGAGCGGGUGACUGCUCCAGGCUAUGUCCCCACACAACAGGAUGUGCUGAGGGUGCGAGUGCCCACCACGGGGAUCAUAGAGUACCCCUUUGACCUGGAGAACGUCAUCUUCAGAAUGGUGGAUGUCGGGGGUCAGAGGUCAGAGAGGAGGAAGUGGAUCCACUGCUUUGAGAAUGUGACAUCCAUCAUGUUCUUGGUGGCUCUGAGUGAAUAUGACCAGGUCCUGGUGGAGUCCGACAAUGAGAACCGUAUGGAGGAGAGCAAAGCGCUGUUCCGAACCAUCAUCACCUACCCCUGGUUCCAGAACUCCUCCGUCAUCCUCUUCCUCAACAAGAAGGACCUGCUUGAGGAGAAGAUUGCCUACUCACAUUUAGUGGAUUAUUUUCCUGAAUUUGAUGGUCCCCAGAGGGAUGCCCAGGCCGCCCGGGAGUUCAUCCUGAAAAUGUUUGUGGACUUAAACCCCGACAGUGACAAGAUCAUCUACUCUCACUUCACCUGUGCCACGGACACUGAGAACAUCCGCUUUGUGUUUGCCGCGGUCAAAGACACCAUCCUACAGCUCAACCUCAAGGAGUACAACCUGGUGUAGGAGCCGCCGAGCCCACUGCACUGCACAAAGCCCGGGCUGUGUGGCCUGUGCUCCUGUCUGUGGCAUCACCCGAUCACUCCGCCCCUGUCCCUCUCUGCCCCUCUCUGCCCCUCUGCCCCCCCACACCACACCCCUCUGGUCUCUGGCAGCUUGUGUUGAGUCCACAGCGGGUCUGUGUGCCCUGUCAUGUGGGCACACGGGCUCUGUGGGCAUGGGUGUGUUUGUGGCAGCACUCACUGUGACAACAUGCUUUGGUGAAAGAAGAAUCCAGACCGACUUUGAGUGGAAGAGAUGUACCUCUGACAGCAGCUAGAGGGCAGCACAGCACUGCUCUGACACACUCCAGUUGGACUACACUGCUGCACUUGGUGCACAAACAAAGGAAUGUACCAUCAGUGUGAGCUCAGCUACGGACUAUGAUUUUAAUGUUUCCAUUCUGAAGACGAAUGAAGUGCUUCUUUACUCACACAAAUCAAAAUACACCACACAAGAUUUUUAAACCAUUUUAAUAAUGUCUUUGUUGCUCUGUAUAUUUAAAAACGCUAAAUAGAAUUAUUUAUAACAAAAAAUGUUAGAGGCAACCAGACUUGACUACGUUGAUUUUGUGAGUGUGUAGAGCUUUUCAGUGAGAACAAUCACAUGGUCUGGGUUUGUCCUGUAGGCCGCUGCCACUGUAGUGCACGUGUGCAGGGCCACGCCCAUUCACUUUAGACACACGGCUCUGGGUCUGCCCCUCGCACCAGUGACCAUUCUAAAGUCAUUACACCACGGUUAGGUGCAUGUCCAUCCUCUGCCCUCUCCAACCCAGUUUGGACAGACAAAGGCCACGCUACUGUAAAUAAUAAUAAUGGGAAUACAUGAGAAGGCUGGUCAAAGGGUUUCUACAGUCUGGAAACAGUGGACUUGAUUUACUAAAAAAUAUUUAAAUUCAGAUUUGAUCAAAUUCCUGCCUGUUUACGUCCAAAAUUCUAACAUGUGAAAAGUCUUCUUUAUCAUAUGCAACUGUUGCUGCUGAAAUCACAUUUAUUGUCACAGGUGCUUUGCAAAUCAAAUUCCCCAGAAAACAUUGGUGAAUAACAUAUCUAGGUUCAUCAUAACAAGAGACUAAUUAACACACUAUUUCCCACUGGAACAGCCCACUUCUCCAGCCUGUAACCCAAGCACCCAUACACUAUUCGGUCUUCAUGUAUCACUUAUUUCCAUUGGUUUUGAUGCUGUCACGUUGGUAUUACCGAGGGCCUGUGCACAGUGUGGCAUAACCUUUAUUUAUCUUAACUUAUUUAUGGACCACAAGUCGGACUACUUUGUGUCGCGGAAGAACUCCCCACGUGGCAGAGCGUACUUGAGUCUCUGAACUGCUGUAUAAAUGAAUGUGCUUGAUAGUAAGGACAUAUCUUUGCUUUUUAUGUUCUGACACCACAUUUUGCCACUAUUCCAUGGAUAAGAAGACACUUUGGUUUUGUAGGAUUCUUCACGUUUGUGUGGACACUAUUUUUACUUGGUUUAGAGACGUAUUGCAUAUUAUAAUUGAGUAUUACACCAAGUUUUUUUUUGUUUUUGUUUUUUUUUACAAUUUCUUAUUCUGGCCACUUCUGAGUAUGGAUUCUAACUGUAAUGAUUUUUUUUUUUUGAGAUUUUGAAGGUUAAGAAUGUGCCAGAGAUGCGUGGUUAUAUUCUAGGAUCUGAAAUUUUAAUCCCAAUCCCCCAUUAAGGGCUAUAAUAGAGCAUACUUUAAAAAGGUUUACAUGCACAGCCCUCCCAAGUACUUUCUUUGUUAAAAAUAACCCAUUUCUAGACAAGAAAAAUGGCCCUUUUCUACAUCAGUGUUUCUAUCAAUACACUAAACAAUGCUGCUUUGGCCCCUAGUAUUACGAAAGUGGUGCAUGGCAAAGAAUAAAUAAGAAAGAAGAAAAGAAGGAAGAUAGAAAGUUAUAUAUAUGUUUUUUUCUUGUUGUAUGCCAAAACAAAAAUGAAAGAAAUUAACCUUAUUGGCCUUAUGCAAUGUAGAGCAUCUAAACACCAUUUUCUCCCUAUUAAAUGAAGUGCAAUGAUGAUAGUUUUAUAUCAGAUGCCCUCCCCUCUAACUCUACAAUCAGAGAAGAAAGUAGAAUGAGGGUAAAGUUAAGUUAGAUGCAAUUAGCUUUAUUAAUACAGGCAAUAUUCCUGAUCAUGAUUUGGUUAUGUUUCUUACCCAAAUCAUAGGUAAAAUGUUGCGGGUACAGGUUUGUAGGUUUUGUUGCCAUGCACUAAGGAGAGUCUAUAUGUCAUGAUGCCAGUAUUCUACAAAUGAAGGAUUUUUUGGUGGUAGUAAUAGUAGUUGUUAGUAUGGCACUGGACACUAACUUAUGGGCAAGGCCAAGUAAGUUUUAGUAUGAAUCCUGCGUAAUGUCUACAGUUGAAGUAGUAGAAAAUAUUGAAAGUCCAUGGAACACACAAAUGAAAGAAAAGUAUUUGUUUUGAAGUAUUGCCUUGAAGUAUGAAGGACUGCAGCCCUUUAACAGUCGGGCAGAGCAGGUGUACUCUAUGAGCCUGCGUUUGGAUCAUUCAGUCCCCUGUCACAUGACCAGAAGCAUUAGGACCAUUUUAUUUAUGUUGUGUAAUUUCUUUGUACAAAGCGAUGUAAAAUAUGUAUUAUACUGAGUGUGCCAACCCCACUCUAUAGAGCAAGGCUCACUGUAAGUGCCAACGCCGUGGUCACCGUGGGACCACCCGACCGCUCCCUCCUGAAGGAAAACACACUAGGCUAGAAGAGUUCACAGAGACUUUACUAUCUGUAUUUAAGAUUUAAAAAAAAUAAUCUGUUUUUUAAGAGACUGUAAUAAUAUUUGCAUGUGCUGUUUUAUUUUGUGUUGAAAGUGAGGGCUUGGUUUUUCAAUGAAGCAGACCCUUUAUAGAAGGGCUCAUGCAUUUGGUUUUUAAUGAUUUCCAUGAAUCUUGCCAUAUUUUUCAAUCGUGUUUCUGUAUUCGUUUGGACCACUGUUGCCUGAUCCUCAUUCAGACAUGAUUACGAUUCAUUGCCGCCUUUGAGAGAUACAUAAUGACAAGCUAUUUGUUUAAAUUAAAAUAAAUUGUUCCUAUACUUG